Messenger RNA from Trichobilharzia szidati, 1312 nucleotides. Lineage: Eukaryota; Metazoa; Platyhelminthes; Trematoda; Strigeidida; Schistosomatidae. The record is from the annotation of a GenBank genome assembly.
CAUGAAUUAUUCUUACUAUUUAGAUUAAAGUGUCUCUCUGCAGAUUGAUAGAUUUCAUUACACCUAUCAGAUUCCGAUGAUUCAUUAUAUGAGUCACCCGACAUCAUGAGAAGUUCUUUGCUCACCACUCACAACACUCACAGUCUUCCACAAAUGAACAAUGAAAUUAUGAUUAUUAUAAUCAACCAAUCAUCAAAUUACAACAAUAACUGUGACUGCUUGUUGUGGUAUAAAUACGGGAACGGAAAGUCAGUUACCAUAAGAAGAUGGUCUACUUCACAUACAGCCAAGUAGCUUUCGUCACUCUGUUGGCAUUCACGACCAUAAACGAAGGCGAAUCGACGAAUGUAACUAAACUUGCAAAGAUGCUAAACGAAACUGAAAAUGAAAUAUCCGGAAUAAUUUCGGAGCUGAAAAGUGCAAAGAGCAUAGUACAAAUUCAUAAAGACAAACUUCUCAGUCAAAAUGAAAGCUUACGAGGCUUUUUAGAAGACCAUAUUAAAUGCCUGGAAUUUGGAUUUGAACUAAUUUCGGCACAGAGGGGACUUGAAAGUAUCAUAGACCAUCUCACUAGCAACAAUGACGGAACAUUAGAUGAUACAAUAAAGUGUUGCAAAGAAGAAUUGGCAGUAUAUGAUCAAAAGAAUUGGGAUUUCCGAAUAGAUAACGAAUGUUUCAAUGACGUGCCUUCAUCGUUAGAAGAAGAGUUUCAUCAACUGGCUAUGGAAGUGGAAGAAGUAUUCAUCCAGAAAAAAUUGUUUAGCAUGAACAUUUUUUACAAGAACCUUUACACAACCCAGAUGAAAGUGUUGAAAGUCUCGAAUACCCGUGUUUAAUCGAAUAAUGAAAGUAUCAUGGAUAGCGUUGUAAGUCACCGUGAGGAUAUUCUCCAAUGAAUAAUAUCAUGAUAGUUCUAAAUAGAUGGUACUGAGGCUAUGCAAUCAAGCUACUGAAAUUCAAACGACCGAUAAUGAAUUAUUGAAAUGUAGCAGCUCAUAUAUACCCGGACAAAUAAUGAAAGUGGAAAUUAUCCUUCAUAGAAAAUAUUCAGAAUUCUGGGAUUCUAUGAAUAAGCAAACACUUCAGCACUGAUCAUCCUCCCCUGCAGUAUACAGGUCUUUCUUGAUUAUUUCACCAUUAAUAUUUUUUCCAACAAUAUUGCUGAUUGAAUUUAUUCUCAUACAGGCUAUUGAAGAGAAGUACCAGGAUGAAUGUCUCAACGUUGGCGUACCAUUGAAUACAUGAAGAUUGUAGAGGCUUUCGUAAAUAUUUUUGUUUUGAAUUAAAUUAAAUAAAUCGUUUAUCUGCAACA